Messenger RNA from Trichogramma pretiosum, 1189 nucleotides. Its product is annotated as zinc finger protein 84-like. The transcript is spliced from 3 exons. The coding region runs from base 1 to 936 and encodes 311 amino acids. The record is from RefSeq and is a predicted model, not a curated record. Gene Ontology annotation, biological process: regulation of transcription by RNA polymerase II. Lineage: Eukaryota; Metazoa; Arthropoda; Insecta; Hymenoptera; Trichogrammatidae. Gene Ontology annotation, molecular function: DNA-binding transcription factor activity; RNA polymerase II cis-regulatory region sequence-specific DNA binding.
AUGAAUAAAAGAGAGAAGGAAUCCGGGUUAAAUGGUGAUAUUUGUGAAGAAUCAUUUGCACAAGAGAACAGCAUGAAAUCACACCGAAACAAAGUUCAGAAUAAUCGCAAAGAUUUCGCAUUUUUGUCGAGGCACCAAAGGACAGUCCACGAAAGUCGCAAAGAUUUUGCAUGCGACCUGUGCGAGAAGAAAUUUACGCGAAACCCGAAUUUACUCACCCACCUAAAGACGGUGCAUGGAGGUCGGAAAGAUUACGCGUAUGACAGGUGCAAGAAAAAAUUUGGAUUCGAGAGUAAUUUACUCACGCAUCAAAAGAUAAUUCAUGAAGGUCAAAAAGAAUUUGUAUGCGACAAAAGUUCAAAGCACCAAAGUUUAGUCCAGGAAGGUCGCAGAGAUUUGACAUGUGAAACUUGCAAGAAGAAAUUUGAAUUAAAAUCAAAAUUGAUGAGACAUCAAAAGACAGUUCAUGCUGUUCGCGAAUGUUAUCAAUGCGACACGUGCGAAAAGAAAUUUGGACGCAGGUCGAGCUUGAUCUCGCACCUCAAGACACACGAAGCUGUAAAAGAAAGUCGCAAAGAUUACGCAAGCGAAAUAAGUGAGCCAAAGAUCGAUGAACCAAGAAAUUUAAUCAACCACCAAACGACACUCAAUGAAGUUCGCAUAGAUUUGGCAUGCGAUAAAAACGAAGAAAAGUUUGGAGAUCAACGGAAUUUGGUUAAACAACAAAUAAUAGUUCACGAAGGUGUCGAAGAUUAUGCGCGCAGCAUCGAGAGCAAAAAGAGAUCCAGGCCACCACCGAAUUCGACUAGAAAAAGAAAAAAAGGCAAGAAAAUUCUUAAAGACAAUAUAUCUGACAGGUGCCAUAAUUGUUUGGUUUGCCGAUAUCAACGAUCAUUGUCAAAUAAAAAAACUAAAGCAAAGGCAAAAAGGAAGUAAAGAAAUUUCUCGCGCGUCUUCUUUAUGAAUUGCAGGCAUGUGCAGUUGCAUAUAAUAUCAUGUAAGAUGAUAAUCAAUUUUUCGAAGCAUAAAUAAUUUGUAUUUUUACGACUGACUCAAAAUUUUUUCAAUUACAUGCACCGAUUAGCUUUAUAGUAAAUAAAGUUUAUUUGACUAAAGAAUUAAUUUUUGAUAAAAAUAUUGUUUGCAACGUUUACUGUUGUUUAUACCCACAUAUACACUAGUACUUUAA